AUGGCAGCGACGCUCAAGGUGACGGAGCUACCACGCGGCGGCUCGGUUGUCUCGACCUCGAUCGGUCCGAUCCAGUACGGCAUGCCACCCGAGACGAUCAAGGACUCGAUGGCGCUCGGCCUCCCGGUGCCCAUGUACUUCAUCGUACCCUCCGAGCCGUUUACCAAGACGCUCGGACCCAACAUGGGCGUCAACGUCGCCGAGUUUGAGUUUCCAGCGUACUGCAAUUUCUUCUUCAAGCGGCAGUGCGUCAACCUCAUCGUUGCGUCGCAAGAGGUCGAAGAUCGCAUCCGCCGCGUCUUCCAGGAGACGCUCUUUGGGCCGCAAGUCAUCGACAUGCGCGUGGACUUUCCCCACGCAGCGCCAACCUCCUCGUACCCGAACCUCGAAGCGGAGCUCGGGUACUUUCGCAAAUUUGGCAGUACGCUCAUUACGCUCGAGAUGCUGCUCAAGUUUACGCACUUUCGAGACGACAACAUUGCGACGCUGCUUUCGGGCGAGAACAAGGUCACGAUCCAGAAGACCGAGCACGGCUUCGUCAUCACGGACAAUGGCGCCGCGUCUGCGCUGAUCGAGGACUUUGUGCGUCUCCCGCCUCCCGCGCAGUGCCUCACGGUCCGCGACGUGUUUUACCCACCGGCGUUUGGCGUCACGGUCCUUGGCAACUCGCACGGGUUUGACCCGAACGGUAACACGUCGGGGUACGUGCUGUGGAUCAACCACCGCGGGAUUAUGGUCGACCCGCCGCCGUUCUCGACGUCGAUCCUCAUCGCCAACUCGAUCCCGCCGCUCAUGAUUGACGGUGUCAUUGUGACCCACUGCCACGCCGACCACGACGCCGGCACGUUCCAAAAGAUUCUACAGGAAGGCCGCGUGUCGCUGAUUACGACGCAGACCAUCUACCAGUCGUUUCUACGCAAGUACGCGGCGCUCUCGGGAUUUGAAGAGAGCUUUCUCAAGCGCGUCCUCAACUACCGCAAAGUGCGCAUCAACGACCCGACGAGCAUCCGCGGCGCGACCUUCCGGUUCUUCUACUCGUUGCACUCGAUUCCGUGCGUGGGAUUUGAAGUCACGUAUGGCUCCAAGCGCAUCGUGUUCUCGGGCGACCACCUCAACGACGUCGAGCGAAUCCGAGCCUUGAAGGACGAAGGCGUGCUCUCCGAGCAUCGGUGCAACGAGCUGCUAGCGUUCCCGUGGGACUGCGACGUCAUCUUGCACGAAGCCGGUGUGCCGCCUAUUCACACGCCCGACAUCCCCGCCGACAGCGGCCUCCGCGCCGCCCCCGAGGGCGUCCAGAACACCAUCAUCGUUCCGACCGAGCAACCAGAGAGCGCGAGCACGCUCGAAGUGCUCGACCUCGUGCGAAAAGUGGACAUUUUCGUCGACCUAACCCUCGCCGACGCCUACGAAUUGGUCCAGAUGGCGCGCCGCGUCGACUACGCCAAGGCAGUGACCGUCCAAGAGUAUGGCAGCGUCGCGCGCUCGUUUUACAUUGUCGUGGCCGGCGAAGCCCAAGCGGUCUUCCCCCCUCUCGGCGCGCGCACCGACACGAGCGAUCGGAAGCGACUCUCGACGGUGCCAAAGUCCAAGCGGUACAUCCCCGGCGACUAUUUCGACCUGCAGUAUCUGCUGACGCCCAACAUGCGCGCCGGGUGCUCGAUCAUUGCCGCGUCAUCGCUCUGUCUCCUCGAGUUCAACGCGGCCGACAUCAACUGGUUUCUUCAAGACACGAGCGUCUUUGAGCGCAUUCAAAAGCUCGUCGAGACGCGGCACAACUUUGCGUGGGACACGAUCGCCGAGAACAGUAUCUUUACCAAGCUCACCCAAAUCCAGCGCACGCAGCUCGAGCUCACCCUCGGCAAGUGGAACGUCCCCGAAAACUUUAUUGUGUGGAACACGGACGAGGCGUGCGACAUUGCGGUCUUUGUCGCGGACGGCGAGUUCGUCAUGAAGACAUGGACCAAGCCCACAAGCGCCAGUUCAUCCGAGGGCAACACGCCGACCGAGCCCCGGGGCCCGCCUCGGAAGCGGAAAGGCUCUGUCAACCGCGUGGUGCCGAUCGACUCGGUCACGAGCGGCCAGAGCAGCGAGUGUCUGCACGCCGUCUUUCGCCGGGGCGCGUUCAUUGGCAACGUCAACGCCCUUACGAGCGACGACGAGUGCGCGUUUGGGUCGAUGCUGGUGGCCAAGACCGCGGGCACGCUCUUCUGCAUCAAGAAGCCCGACUUCAAAUUCUUCCUUUUCGAGAACCCGGGCAUUCUCAUGGCACUGAGUGACCUUACGUCCGUCAUCUGA
Molecule: messenger RNA, 2295 nt
Organism: Saprolegnia parasitica CBS 223.65
Lineage: Eukaryota; Oomycota; Saprolegniomycetes; Saprolegniales; Saprolegniaceae
Exons: 7
Coding region: 1-2295 (764 amino acids)
Cellular component (GO): nucleus
Molecular function (GO): 3'-tRNA processing endoribonuclease activity
Source: RefSeq, a predicted model, not a curated record